This is a messenger RNA of Aspergillus wentii DTO 134E9, 1988 nucleotides long. RefSeq names its product carboxypeptidase C PRC1 (gene cp3). Gene Ontology annotation, molecular function: serine-type carboxypeptidase activity. The coding region runs from base 73 to 1725 and encodes 550 amino acids. Gene Ontology annotation, cellular component: fungal-type vacuole. NCBI's taxonomy places the organism in Eukaryota, Fungi, Ascomycota, Eurotiomycetes, Eurotiales, Aspergillaceae. The record is from RefSeq and is a predicted model, not a curated record. Gene Ontology annotation, biological process: proteolysis. The transcript has 2 exons.
CCUCCAGUCCUUCCUAUUGCCAUUUCAUCACUCUCUGGCAGCUGUCUCGUUCGAGGAUAUAUCUAAAUCAUAAUGAGAGUCAUCCCAGCUACUAUGCUGGUCGGAGCGGCCACCGCGGCCGUUCCUCCCUUCCAGCAGAUCCUCGGCUACACUGAGCAGGGUGCGGAGAGCCUGUCUAAGGGAGCCGAAAGCCUGUCCAAGCCGCUCCAUCACUUCCAGGAACAGCUCAAGACCCUCUCGGACGAUGCUCGUCAGCUCUGGGAUGAAAUGUCCAGUGCAUUCCCGGAGAGCUUCGACCGCAACCCUCUCUUCUCGUUGCCCAAGAAGCACAACCGUCGUCCUGACUCGCAUUGGGAUCACAUUGUCCGUGGUUCUGAUGUCCAGGGCGUCUGGGUGACCAACUCCAAGGGUGAAAAGGAGCGUGACAUCGAUGGCAAGCUCGAGAACUACGAUCUCAGAACUAAGAAGAUCAACCCUGCUUCUCUUGGCAUUGACCCAGGUGUGACCCAAUACACCGGUUAUCUGGAUGACAACGAGAAUGACAAGCACUUGUUCUACUGGUUCUUCGAGUCUCGUAACGACCCCAAGAAUGACCCCGUUGUCCUUUGGUUGAACGGUGGCCCUGGCUGCUCUUCUCUCACUGGUCUGUUCCUGGAGCUUGGACCUAGCUCAAUUGGCAAGAACAUCAAGCCAAUCUACAAUGAUUUCUCAUGGAACAACAACGCUUCCGUUAUUUUCCUUGACCAGCCUGUCAAUGUUGGCUACUCCUACAGUGGUUCUUCCGUCAGUGACACCACUGCGGCUGGCAAGGACGUCUAUGCUCUGAUGUCCUUGUUCUUCAAGCAGUUCCCCCAGUAUGCCACGCAGGACUUCCACAUUGCCGGAGAGUCUUACGGUGGUCACUACAUUCCUGCUUUUGCCUCGGAGAUUCUGUCUCACAAGAAGCGUAACAUCAACCUCAAGUCCGUUCUCAUCGGUAACGGUCUUACCGACCCUUACACCCAGUAUGAGCACUACCGCCCCAUGGCUUGUGGUGAGGGUGGAUACCCUGCUGUCUUGGACAAGGGCACUUGCCAGUCCAUGGACAACUCCCUGUCUACUUGCCAGAGAAUGAUCAGCGCGUGCUAUAGCUCCGAGAGCCUUUGGUCUUGCCUUCCCGCUUCGAUUUACUGCAACAAUGCCAUGAUUGGUCCUUACCAGAGCACUGGUAUGAACCCCUACGAUAUCCGCGGCCCAUGUGAGGACAGCAGCAGCCUCUGCUACAAGGGCAUGGGUUACGUGAGUGACUACCUCAACCAGCGCGAUGUCCAGGAAGCUGUGGGUGCCGAAGUCAGUGACUACGAGUCUUGCAACAUGAACAUCAACCAGAACUUCCAGAUGCACGGUGACUGGAUGAAGCCUUUCCACCGUCUUGUUCCCGGUCUUCUCGAGCAGAUCCCCGUCUUGAUCUAUGCUGGUGACGCCGACUUCAUCUGCAACUGGUUGGGCAACAAGGCCUGGACCGACGCUCUGGAAUGGCCCGAGCAUGAGCAGUACGCCGCCACUCCUCUUGAGGACCUCAAGAUUGUCGACAACGAGCACAAGGGCAAGAAGAUUGGUGAGAUAAAGUCCCACGGCAACCUCACCUUUGUGCGUAUCUUCCAGGCCGGCCACAUGGUUCCCAUGGACCAGCCCGAGGGCGGUCUUGAAUUCUACAACCGCUGGCUCAAGGGUGAGUUGGUCUAAACCAAUAGAUGUUCUGGACUAGCUUGCAAUGAUUUUUCGUGUUUUUUGGCUUCAAGUUUUGCUCGCAUGUAAUGUGUCCACGACAUAUGUCUUCCGACACGCUUGCUACAGAAUGUAUGACUCUUUCUGGUAACGGUGCAACGUAUAUAGGGUUCAACAGUUUUAGUUAGAAUUGACAUAUUGAGAAUAAUACACGGUGCCUGUAGAGUUAGAUCUGAUUACAAUAAGAGAAAAAGGUCUACGAAGUCGGAGUACGGUGCCCU